This is a messenger RNA of Prorocentrum cordatum, 196 nucleotides long. Lineage: Eukaryota; Dinophyceae; Prorocentrales; Prorocentraceae. The record is from the annotation of a GenBank genome assembly.
GCUCGCGGAGUUUUGCGCCGCCCAGCGCGAAGACUGGCUGAACCGGUCGGUUACUUCGGCCGAGGCCGUCGUGCAGGACUGGGGGCGCAGCGACAGCGCCAUCCUGUUCGAGGAUAUGUUGAGCAUGCUUGUUGGCGAUAGCAUGGGCAUCCACGUCCCGAGCCAGAAGAACGCGCUGCACCAGAACACCGCCCCA